AUGAUUACAAUGAAAAAAAGUUUCAAAGAAAAAAAUCAUUUUAUUAUAAACUAUUUUAGAAAAUCACCAUUUUACAGUUCAGUAAGUGUUCAGAAUUUUGAUCUGAAAGCCAAUCAACAACUUCUACUGAGUAAUGUCAGUAUAGUAAACAAUGAAAAUGCAAUUCUCAAUGGGAGCUUAAAUUUUAUGAGAAACUUCGAGAAUUUUGCUGUCAUCUGUUGUGCUUGCAAUGAUCCCAAAAACAAAGUACAGCUGAAGAAAUCCAUAUGGUUCUCAAGCAUAGGCAUUGAGAUGCGUGAUUUUGUCGACUACUGCAACGAAGAAAAGGAUGAAUCAUUGAUUGAAAAAAAAAAGAAAAUUUUCGAAGAAAUUGCAAAAUUGGAGUGCCCCGUUAUUCUGAAAGAUAAGAAUACCAUCCUUGUCGAACCGGAUGUAGCCCCCAAAAAAGUUGUCAACUCGGCCAAAAGGAUGAGAUACUUUUUCAACAUAUCGGAAGUUCAUACAUGCCGAGGUUGUUCCAAGAAGAACAAAUGUAAGCGAUUUUUGCAGAAAUACGCAGGCGAACCCGAUUUCUCUGACUUCACUCGAAUAAUGAUAGGAUUCUACAACAUAUGCAAAGUCUACACAAGAAGAAACGAAACAGACAGAGCAGAGCUGCGACACAUAGUGGAAAAGGUGAAUCACUUCCACUUUGCACUGUUUUAUAUAUAUAAUUACCUCCUGAAGCACAAGCAUUUCAAUUAUAAUGUUGUUGAGGAAGGGAACAGAAGUGAUAUACUGAACUAUUUGAAGUCAAGAAGGAGAAACUUGCUACUACUAAAAAAUCAAAGAAAGCAAGAAAAAAUUAUGAACAUUCCAAGGGAAUACUGCGAUGUGAUUAUCCCAACAGACAAGGCUAAAAUGAAAAAGAGACAGAGGAAUGUCUUUGAAAAAUUGCAUAAAUUUCGGAAAAAAACUGAAAUCGCACAGGAUGAUGAAAAGUUCAUAUGGGUGGAAGAACAGGAAGAAGAAGACGAGCAGGGAAAUCCAAGCGAUGAAGAUUAUGAAAAACAGGUUCACACACAUUUAACAAAUAAGAAUGAGAUGAUGAAGAUGACCGAUGAAGACAAUUGUCUAAUCGAAAUACAAAAUGAAAAUAAGCAUAUGCCAUCAUUUCGUUUUCAAUAUAUAUUAAAAACAGAGAAAGAUCAUAUAUCGAACGAGGUUCGAAAUUAUAACAAGAUAUACAAUAAGUACACCAGCUUGCUGGAAAAAGGAGUGUUUAUCAAUUUGGACGAUAUAAACGUGGAUGAGGACAUAGUCAAGUCUGAAAAUGUUCUUUUCAAAAUUCCUGAUAUCGUCGGAGGAUAUACAUUCAUAAACUAUAUUGAGGAUCAGCCUAACAAUUAUAUAUUUCCUAUUAAUGAAAAUCUUUACAAGGGAAUUCAAGUGUACAAGAAGGAGGAAAUAAAUUUGGGGAACUUCUGGAAUGAUAUAGAAAACGAGUCCUUACGAAUUCGAAAAAUUGGGUUCUAUAACCCUUUUAAUAUAAAACAGAAUUUGGAGAUAGAGAAACAGAAGAGGGAAAACCUCCCCCCUGGAUCCCGAACUGUUCACAAAAAGCAUGAGGAAAUCACCGAAUUGGAAGAUGACCUGUCAAGCUUUCAAGAAUACGUGCACAAUAAGAAACGACAAGAUGGGAAAUGGCAGAUCAGGGAGAGGAGACGCAUGAAGAUAGAAUCCGAUUCAUUGUAUUCUACAUCUGCCAAUAUGGAUAGAACAAACUGUGAGCAUUUGAAUGAUGAAAAAGAUGAAGAUGCUCGAUUUGCUUAUUUUAAGAAACUAAGAAACGAGGAACCUCAUUUGGAUCAACAUAUAGAAGUGAAGGAAGAAUUCAACAGUAUUUACAAUGACACGUAUAAUGACAAAGGAGAAUCCAACAGGUCUUAUCUGCACACGUACCAUAUAAGGAGAAAACUGAGUGAUGAUGAAAAAGCCAUUCAAGGGAUCACGAUGCAUGAAAUCAAAGCUGAAAAAAGCAAUCUCAUUCAAAGUGAUAGGAAGGAGUUGAAGGAUCAAUCUUUUUACAUAUGCAAGAAUGUGAAAUUCCCUGAGUUAAACCAAGAAGAAGACUUUGGAAAAUCGGAAAAUCAUAGAAAAUUCCUUAACGAUCAGCUUAAGCAGUAUAUUCGUCCAUCUGUUCAGAAACGGAAUUCAAAUACACCGGAGUUGACAGAAGAAACUAUCGAAGCUCAUUCAUCGUCCAGAAAAGGGUCUCAAAGUUUGCAAAUCUUUUUAAAGAAAAAGAAAAAACAUUUCAAAAGGGAUGCAAAUGCACGUGCAGAUUAG
Molecule: messenger RNA, 2328 nt
Organism: Plasmodium gonderi
Lineage: Eukaryota; Apicomplexa; Aconoidasida; Haemosporida; Plasmodiidae
Exons: 21
Coding region: 1-2328 (775 amino acids)
Source: RefSeq, a predicted model, not a curated record